This is a messenger RNA of Williopsis jadinii, 1554 nucleotides long. RefSeq names its product kinetochore-associated Ndc80 complex subunit NUF2 (gene NUF2). The transcript has a single exon. Gene Ontology annotation, cellular component: Ndc80 complex; kinetochore. The coding region runs from base 202 to 1554 and encodes 450 amino acids. The record is from RefSeq and is a predicted model, not a curated record. Lineage: Eukaryota; Fungi; Ascomycota; Saccharomycetes; Phaffomycetales; Wickerhamomycetaceae. Gene Ontology annotation, biological process: meiotic chromosome segregation; attachment of mitotic spindle microtubules to kinetochore; mitotic spindle organization. Gene Ontology annotation, molecular function: protein-containing complex binding.
GUCCGGAUGUUUGGGUGUUUGGGUGUGUUAAGAGGAACCAAUGCUACUACACAUUCCCUCAGCUUCCGCGUUAGGAAGUCUAACUCGAAAUGUAAACAAAGCGAUAUCCACAAAAAACAACAAAAACAAACAAAAUUGUUUACGCGUUUCAACAACAACAACACCAAGCAAUAGAAGACCAGAAGGCAGACGAAACGCAGAAUGUCACGCUCGAGCUCCAUUAGAAGACCCGAUGUCAUCCGCAACGACAGAUUCCCGCUACUUGAGGUUUCAGAGCUAUCGGUUUGCUUGAGAAGUUGUAACCUCACUGCACCAGAGGAAGACCUCUAUAGACCGACCCCAAUAUUUGUUCAAAAUUUGUUCAUCCAGAUCUUGGAUACCUUCCUCUCCUUGCCGUCAAGUGUUUUGAAGUCAAGACAGAGAAGAUUGCUAGAGGAGGAGGAAGAAACCCCUGGGGAGUUUGAAGAUAGCUUGGACAUUGUUACGCUUCAAAUGGUUUUGUACAAGUUCUUUGUUGAUUGUGGAGUUGACGAUUUCCUCAUUAUGGACUUGAUUAAGCCUGAGCCGAUACGUUUGAAGAGGUUGCUCAGUGCCGUGGUGAACUUUGCAAGAUUCAGGGAGGAACAUUUGUACGAUAACGAGCAGAUUAUUCACGAUAACAAUGUGAAGUUUGAAAAGCAUUCAGAGAUGUCUGCUGAGAAUACCAGAUUGAAAGAGAACAUCUCAAGAUUGAUCAAUGAUAAUGAUAAGAUAAAAUCAAAUCUUGACGAAUUGAAUAAACAUAAUGAAAGAGUUGAAUCUGAGUUGAGAAGCUUGAAAAAGAUCCAAGAGAGUUUGACCGCUGAACAUAUGAACUACAAGACUGAAAAAUCACGGUUGAUUCAGGCUUUGGAAGAUCAUAACUAUUUGCUAUUAGAAUCUAAGAAAGACCUCGAAAAGAUGAAGAACUACAUCAUUGAAAGCCCUGAGAUAAUAUCCAAAAUCAUCUCUGAUAUGCAGGAAUCCUUGAAAGACGAUCAGCACACUUUGAACGAAUUGGAGUUGAGGUCGAGAAAAUUGGCAAUCACUAUUGAAAGCGUCGGCAUAAUUCAACAAGAUUUGAAAAACUGUGUCAAAUUAGUGGAUGAACUCCAAGUAGAGUCUAACAAGGAAAACAUGAACAAUAAUAAGCUUAACCAACAGAAGGAAUUUUACGAGGACAGAUCCCUUAAACUGAAUGAGUUGGAACGUAAGAUUCAAUUGUUGCUACGCCAGAUCAAAAACAUGGAGGACAAGAUUGAAAGAACCUCUGAACAGAAGGAAGCGAGAAGAGGAGAAUAUGAGAAGAAGAUGAAACAACUAUCAGACACUUAUGCAAACGCUCUAGCUGAACAAGCUGUCACAGAUAAAGAAUUGCAGAAGAAGAAGAUGUAUAUCCAAUCUGUACAGAAGAACAUGCAAGACAUUGAAAUCGCUUUCAAGAAGGAAUAUGAUGAAACUACCCUCGAAUUGCAAAGGUUGAACACACAUGUGAAAAUUUACCUAAAUCAACUAGAAGAGAAGUUACAAUUAUGA